Messenger RNA from Polyodon spathula (Mississippi paddlefish), 4698 nucleotides. It is a transcript of the gene sgpl1, whose product is annotated as sphingosine-1-phosphate lyase 1. The transcript is spliced from 14 exons. Bases 208 to 1878 code for a protein of 556 amino acids. The record is from RefSeq and is a predicted model, not a curated record. Gene Ontology annotation, cellular component: endoplasmic reticulum. NCBI's taxonomy places the organism in Eukaryota, Metazoa, Chordata, Actinopteri, Acipenseriformes, Polyodontidae. Gene Ontology annotation, biological process: carboxylic acid metabolic process; sphingolipid catabolic process. Gene Ontology annotation, molecular function: pyridoxal phosphate binding; sphinganine-1-phosphate aldolase activity.
UUGUACUGUGUAACUUAAUAGGGGUGGGUAGUUAAUAAUUGGCAUGCGAAAUCAGAAACAGAAAAGGUGAGGCAACUGUAACUUCCUGAGUCAAGACUAACAGGAGGAUAAGAAGGAGCUUGGGAGAAGAAGGCAAUCGGUCACUUAGAGAGACACAGAAGAAGGACUAGACGAGAGAAGAGGUAGACAGGUCAAACAGUAAGAAGCAUGGAUUAUAGGGCUGCCCUGGAGGUUUAUAAGGAGCUGUUGCUGGUGUAUCUCAUGCAGGGCCGGCGGCUUGUGAACGCACAGUGCGAAGGGCUGGAACCUUGGCAGAUCAUCACAGGGGCCGUGGCAGCGACUCUGCUGGCAUUGUGGCUACGAGGCUUCCUCUUCCAACAAGAGAACUUGAUAUCCAGAAUUAAGAAGAUGAUGUUUAAGUUAAUAAGAAGAAUUCCUUUUGUAGGAGCUUCAAUCCAGGUGCAGCUGAACAAGGCUCUGGGUGACAUGGCAUCAAGUCUGUGCACCCUGAAGGAUGGGAUGAGGUAUGUGAAGAUGCUACCAGCUCAGGGGCUCUCACAGACAGAGGUGCUGGAUAAGCUGCACGAGUACCGCUCCCUGGCGGAGGUCCAGUGGGAGCAUGGCAAGGUGUCUGGGACUGUGUACAGUGGAGAUGAGAAGCUCACCAAUCUUCUGGUGAAGGUCUAUGGAGACUUUGCCUGGAGUAACCCCCUGCACCCCGAUAUCUUCCCAGGGGUACGGAAGAUGGAGGCGGAGGUGGUGCGGAUGGCAUGCACGCUGUUUCACGGGGGACCCUCUUCCUGUGGCACGGUCACCUCCGGCGGCACUGAAAGUAUCCUGAUGGCCUGUAAAGCGUACAGAGACAUGGCGUUGGAGCGUGGAGUCAAGCACCCUGAAAUUGUUGCUCCAGUCAGUGCUCAUGCAGCCUUUGACAAAGCAGCACAUUACUUUGGGAUGAAGAUUGUUCACGUUCCCCUGGACCCACACACCAUGCAGGUGGAUGUGAAGGCGAUGAGGCGAGCCAUUUCCAAGAACACGGCCAUGCUGGUCUGCUCCACUCCUCAAUUUCCACACGGAAUUAUUGACCCAGUACAGGAAAUAGGAAAGCUGGCUGUGAGCUCCAGCCUCCCUCUCCACGUAGAUGCCUGUCUGGGCGGCUUCCUCAUCGUCUUCAUGGACAAGGCCAACUUCCCCUUGGCUCCCUUCGACUUUCGAGUCAAGGGGGUGACCAGCAUCUCUGCAGACACACACAAGUAUGGCUAUGCCCCGAAGGGCUCCUCUGUCGUCCUGUACAGUGACUCCAGGUACCGGCAGUACCAGUACUUCGUGGCCCCAGACUGGCAGGGCGGUAUCUACGCGUCCCCCAGCAUUGCGGGCUCCCGGCCAGGGGGGAUCAUUGCUGCCUGCUGGGCCACCAUGAUGCACUUCGGGGAGAACGGCUACAUCGAGGCCACCAGGAAGAUUGUUAAGACCACACGCUUCAUCGACUCGGAGCUGCGGAACAUCGGUGGCUUGUUUGUCUUCGGGAGGCCUGAGGUCUCGGUGGUGGCUGUGGGCUCCAGGGACUUUGAUAUCUUCAGAUUAUCCAACUCAAUGACCGCCAAGGGCUGGAACCUGAACACUCUGCAGUUUCCUUCCAGUAUUCAUAUCUGCGUGACGUUGCUGCACACGAAGCCUGGCGUGGCGGAGCAAUUUAUCAGGGACAUGAAGGACUCGGUGGCAGUCCUGAUGAAGAGCCCUAAAGACAAGACCACCGGCAUGGGCGCUAUCUAUGGCAUGGCUCAGUCCAUUCCUGACCGCUCCAUGGUGACUGAGAUCUCUCGAGGCUUCCUGGACUGCCUCUACAGCACCGACGCUCCCAGCUCUGACAAGCUGUGAGCACGGUCAGGGGAUCCUCGCAGGGCACACAGGUACCCCUGCCAGGGCUCCGUCCUCCGCAAUCUCACUGCUGUCCGUUUCACUGUGGUUCCUAAAGUACAUUUUCACACGGUUAUACAUAAUUCCACAUUCUGUUAUUUCUGUGUUGUCUCAAGUUGUUGUAUCCUUAACAAAAAGUCAUUUCUAAACAGAUUUUCCACUUUUUAUUUUUAUUAGUGUCUGUUGUGAUUUUAGGUUUUAAUUUUGUACCAUGAGGUUGAACAUGGUUUCUUAGGCCCAGCUUGCCGUUCCUUUUCCUUUCCAUUCCUUGCCAUGUCUCAUUAGGGUUCCUGCUCCAUAUGAACACGCUCCACCUUCCUUUUUGUGGAGCCCACUAUUCAGUGCACUCUCAAACUCUGCUCAUGGGAGCUUCACAGUGACCUGAAAUGUAAAAGGUAAAAGCACAUCUGUGGAAAUCUACCUACAACAUUUAUCGAAGGCCCUUUAUUUAUUUAUUUUUUUUUACUUUGUUUUUAAAUGUUUACAUUUCCCAGUGGAGUUGUACAACACAGAGUUCAAACACAUUUCUUAGUUAGCCCUAUAUUGCUCUGCCUUAUGUCUGACUAAUGUUUGUUAUCAAAAGACCUUGAUAUCGGUUUAAAAUAUUUUGAAAGCAUUUUCUUUGGGUUACAACUGAACGCUACCUGAAAUUCACCCGGGACAUUCCCACCCAGGCGGUUAUGUGCAGUACAAUGAGGAGGGAGCUUGUGUGUAAUUGCAGGGAGAAUACGGACCCCUGUGGUCGUUGUGAAUAAAGGAAGUUGCAAUGCCACUUUGCCUCGCAAGUGUAAUAGCCAGGGCUUUGAAACCCUGCCCUCGUCUGCCCGGUAACAGAGCGGCAUUCUCUCAAGUCCGGUAUCACGCUGCUGUUGAUCAUCUUUAUUUAUUAAAUGUAACCUUUUGUUUUUGAAAAGUAGUUUUUAUACAUAAAUUAAAUGCAUUAGUUCAUUAUAUUAUACAAGAAUGAUUAAUAUAAUCCAUUUUGUCACUUUGUAUUUCAGUGUAUAUAAUACAGCUGCUGCCUUACAGUAAUGCAAGGCCAGAUCUUUGACUAAAUCAUUUGGCCACUCCCUUAUUCCUGUUGAUACAAGUUAAAACAAUAUGUAUCUACUCCUGGGAGUUUAACAUGUAUUUUUGUAUGGCUAAAUCACUGUAUUGGAUGAUCUUUGGUAUUUAUAUAUUUCACUGCUUAUGUUGUAAAAAGAUCAGGUUUGUCACUGCUGCCCUGUCCUAUUGUUUCUAAAAGUAUCACUUCUAUCAGGUGACUCCACAAUUCUGCAGGAGAGGCAGGUUUUUAUUCUAGCCAGUAGCACAAAAUAAUUUUCCACAAAAUCUUUUCUACAAUUAUCUCACUUUACAAACUUUAUUUCACUUACAGGAAUAUUGGGUUCACCUGAAACUUAAGGCAUCAGGUGGGGUGCUAUUAAAUGUAACACAGGAAGGAAGUGAAGUACCAUCAAAUCUAUAUUCUAAGUCAGAGGUCUCCAACAUUGGUCCUGGAGAGCUACAACGGUCUGCUGGUUUUUGUUUCAGCCGAGUGCUCUGUGACUUAAUUGCUCUAAUUAUUGGCUUAAUUAGUCAAUAUUAACAGGUGUUCCAGAUCUUUAGCCACUGAUGAUGUAAAAGACACCUAGAAAACCUGCAGGAUAGUCAGCUCUCCAUGGCUAGGGUUGGGGAGCUCUGUUCUAAAUGAUCUAUGAGAAAGCAACCAGUCACUGUUAAGGAUUUGUCAAACUUCCAGUGAAUCUUCUCAUGUUACCUGUGGUGUCAUCCUAUGCAUAGAACAAACAUCAUGCAGUUACAAAGUUGAAGUAGCUCCUGAUUCAUUUUAGUAAUCCCGCACAGAAGUGUGUGUGUGCCACAGCUAUGACAUCACAAGGCCCACUGAAAUGCAUAGGACAGUCCUUGCCAUGGUACACUUGUUUCACUUCUGUAGGAUGUCGCUAAUUAGAAUAGAAAUAAAUCUGCAGUCUGGAUAUCAAAGAUCAACAGCAAGACGAGAAGGGACAUGUCAGAAUGUCGUUCUUCUAGUGAGCGGGAAGAACAUGUUUUAUUUCUUUUAAUCGUUCAUAACUUGCUUAGGUGACCUAUGGGAAUGUUGCACAAUCAAUGCAAACUACAGUCGGAAGAGAACACUUCAGAUAAUGGAAUGAACCACUUCAAAUAAUCCAAGUAUUUUGUUGCCUGCCCAGAUACUUGCAAAGGUUUUCUACCACUUUGUUCUCAAUGUUUUUAUGGUUAGAAUGAUUGUGUCUUAAUGUAAAGAGACCAGUGAUUCUGGGAGUGUGGAGAGUAGCAUGAAAUUGUGAGAUUAAUUGCCACAUCUGUGGUCUUCUGAAAUAGCUUGAAAUAGGAGCUCUACAAAUAAGUGAACCUGCAGAGGAGUAGAGCACUAUAAUAAUGAGUUAUCUGUAUCUGUAAGUAGCUGUUUAAAUGGUUCCAUUGGGAUAUAGGACCAUUCCUCAAUGAUUACAUCAUCUAAAUCCUGGCACACGUACAGAACUGGCAAUCCUGUUCAACGUGUGUCUGUGGGUGUGUAGGGUACGUGCCAUACUUGUAUGCAAGCUGCAUCUCCCAGGUGCAAAUCGGUUUGUCAGGGAUUCCAUUUUCAUAUUGAAAGAGACUCCUUCUGAGGGACAAAUCAUCUGUGCUACAUUUCAAACUUUUCGUCCAGCACCGGUAUUUGUGUUCUCUGGACUUGUCAAUUUCAAUUGUAGUUCAGUCUCAGUCUAGCUUGCUGUGCGAGUUGUCCAUCCAAUAUCAACAGCAGCGCCACAAAAC